AAAACUGAAAUCAAUCGAGAGUCGGACGUCUUUGGUUUCACACCUGUUCCAAUAUUCAAACGAUAUGAAGAGUAUGCUGGGAUACGUUUUGCUGGCCGCUGCUGGCCUCUUGGCGGUGGCCCAGGGCCAAGUCAUCACGGUGACCAACGGGGAAACGGACGGACGCUGGGGACCAUUGGAGAGCUGCCCAGCAGGAUCGAGGGCCAUCAGUUACCAAUCAUCUCACGAAGUUGACGCUCCAGUGGUCGACGACUCGGCUCUCAACACCCUGGUCCUCUUUUGCGACGACGCCGACAACACCAACAUCACCUCCACCCAGGGAUACACUGGCAACUUCCAGAACAUCCAGAAUUGCCCGUUCGGCGCCUACAUGAAGAGUUUCCAGUUGAGGGUCAGCCCGGCUGGCAACACGACCGACAACACGGCCGUCAACAACAUCCGAUUCAAAUGCUCCAACGACCGCGAAAUCAACGGACUGGGCAACACGGGCGGCUACUGGGGCGACUACAGCGACGAGUGCCUGGACGGUAUCUGCGGAAUGGAGACCCGCGUCCGCCCGGACGGCGGAAUAGUGGUCGACAACACGGCCCUCAAUGACGUCCGUUUCACUUGCUGCGCUCCGGCCGUCUUCCAUGCCAAUAAAUUCAACCGCCAUUAAAAAUAUCAAAUAACCUAACCUGCUUCCCCAUCCAGCAUUUUUAUUAUUUUUUCGAAAUAAGAUAGGACGUGUUGAGUGUAUGAUUUGACAUGUCGUGAUUGCCAAAUAGAGAAAUGAAAUUCCUCAAAA
Messenger RNA from Daphnia pulex (common water flea), 787 nucleotides. RefSeq names its product vitelline membrane outer layer protein 1 homolog. NCBI's taxonomy places the organism in Eukaryota, Metazoa, Arthropoda, Branchiopoda, Diplostraca, Daphniidae. The coding region runs from base 65 to 658 and encodes 197 amino acids. The record is from RefSeq and is a predicted model, not a curated record. The transcript is spliced from 2 exons.